Molecule: messenger RNA, 487 nt
Organism: Nicrophorus vespilloides
Lineage: Eukaryota; Metazoa; Arthropoda; Insecta; Coleoptera; Silphidae
Exons: 2
Coding region: 93-401 (102 amino acids)
Source: RefSeq, a predicted model, not a curated record
UCCUUUAAGUAACACUUUCACUUUAUGCAAUUCGUGAGUGAAAAUAGUAGUUGUAUUGCCGUGGUUCUAGUCACAUACACGUCCUGGUAAAAAUGGCACGAAUUCUCGAGGUUAUUUUGUUCUUGUGCUUGGUGUCGAGUUCUUUCGGUGCUGUGAACGUGGUCAGGGAUUUGCUGCAAGUUAACGUGUUCGGAUUGCCGGUCCUCCACAAAGAGGUCAGUUGGCCCUUCGAUCCGGAGGUCGGCGUGCGAAGAUCCAGGCAGUACCAGGCCAUCAACGGGUUUCACGGCGAAAAGGCCAUUGAAAGGCUGGGUCUUGGCAUAGAUGGAUACGAUCGGGAACGAUUGGCGCAACAAAGGGCCAGAGACGUCCAUCUCUUGGGCGGAUUAAAGAGGCGUUAAACCCAUCGUCGAUUGUUAUUUAUUUUCUAUUGUUAACGGACGUAGUUUUGGAGAGCUUUAAGAAUGUUUUAUUAAAAAUAGUUUCA